This is a messenger RNA of Vigna unguiculata (cowpea), 2039 nucleotides long. RefSeq names its product squalene epoxidase 3-like. Gene Ontology annotation, molecular function: squalene monooxygenase activity; flavin adenine dinucleotide binding. Gene Ontology annotation, cellular component: membrane; endoplasmic reticulum. The record is from RefSeq and is a predicted model, not a curated record. Gene Ontology annotation, biological process: sterol biosynthetic process. NCBI's taxonomy places the organism in Eukaryota, Viridiplantae, Streptophyta, Magnoliopsida, Fabales, Fabaceae.
UCAAAUAAACCUGUUCCUUCUUUCCAAAUAAACCAAUUCCUUUUACUUCUUCCAAAAUGUUUUCAGUUUCUUCACACUCCCUCACUCACACUCACACAACCAUGUCUCAAUCUGCUUUCUUCAAAUUCAGUUACCACAAACCUCACCAUCACACCCCUCUCCUCUUCCCUAACCAUCUUUCUAUCGCACCGCCGCUUCUCCGCACCACAGCCGCUUUCCGCAGAAAUGCUGCGCCAGAUCCACCUCUCGGUUUCCCCGGCGCCGCCGAUGUCAUCGUCGUUGGUGCCGGCGUCGCCGGUUCGGCUCUCGCCUACACCCUCGCCAAGGAAGGACGGCGUGUCCAUGUUAUUGAGAGAGACUUAAGAGAGCCAGACAGAAUCGUUGGUGAACUUCUCCAGCCAGGAGGAUAUCUAAAGCUAAUUGAGUUAGGGUUAGAAGACUGUGUUGAUCAAAUUGAUGCACAAAGGGUGCUAGGCUAUGUUCUUUUCAUGGAUGGGAAAAAAACUAAGCUGCCUUAUCCUUUGGAGAAGUUUCAUGCUGAAGUGGCUGGCAGGAGCUUCCAUAAUGGACGUUUUAUACAGAUGAUGAGAGAAAAAGCUGCUGCUCUGCAAUUUGUACGAAUGGAGCAGGGCACUGUGACAUCUCUUCUUGAACAGGAUAACAAAACUGUUGUAGGGGUCCAGUACAGAACUAAAGGUGGUGAACAACUUAAAGCAUAUGCUCCCCUCACAGUUAUUUGUGAUGGCUGUUUCUCAAAUCUGCGUCGGUCUCUCUGCCACCCCAAGGUUGAAGUAUCCUCCUCUUUCGUGGGUUUAGUUCUGGAGAAUUGUCAACUCCCAUUUGAAAAUUAUGGGCAUGUUAUUCUAGCUGAUCCUUCCCCUAUCUUAUUUUAUCGUAUCAGCAGCACUGAGGUUCGCUGCUUAGUUGAUAUACCAGGUCCUAAAGUCCCUCUUAUGUGGAGCGGAAUGGCCAAUUAUCUGAAGACUACAGUUGCUUCCCAGAUUCCACCUGGGCUUCAGGAUGCUUUCCUAUCUGCAAUUGAUAGAGGAGAUAUUAGAAUCAUGCCUAAUGGUAGCAUGCCAGCUGAACCAAAUCCUACUCGGGGAGCAAUGUUAAUUGGUGAUGCUUUCAACAUGCGUCAUCCUUUGACUGGUGGAGGAAUGACAGUGGCACUGUCUGAUAUUGUUUUGCUGCGGGAUCUUAUCAAGCCAGUUGGUGACCUGAAUGAUGCAUCCUCACUAUGCACAUAUCUUGAAUCCUUUUACAUCUUGCGCAAGCCUAUGGCAUCCACCAUAAAUACUUUGGCAGGUGCUCUGUACAAGGUCUUUUCAGUUUCACCCGAUGAUGCCAGAAAGGAACUGCGCCAAGCAUGUUUUGAUUACUUGAGCCUUGGAAAAAUAUUUUCUGGUGGACCCAUCGCUCUACUCUCUGGCCUAAACCCUUACCCUUUGAGUUUAAUUCUUCACUUUUUUGCUGUUGCAUUCUAUGGGGUUGGCCGUCUGCUCUUGCCAUUCCCUUCAUUUGAACGCAUGUGGGUUGGAGCUCGAAUAGUUUUCUGUGCGUUUGGCAUAAUAUUUCCAAUCAUCAAGGCUGAAGGAAUAAGACAAAUGUUUUUCCCCACAUCCAUAGCAGCUUUUUAUAGAGCUCCUCCUCACAGGUGAUGCAUUGAGGAUUAAGGAAUACUCACACUCCUCUCUCUACUAUGCAUUUUCAACUUCAAAUUAAGAGGAAUUUUGAUGGAGGCAAAGACAUCUGUUAUGCCACUUGGAUGAGGAGUGUCGAUGGGUUGUAGCAUUUAAUUCAUCAAUCCCCUUGGCUGUCAUUGUACCAAAAGAAACAGAGGCAUUGCCUUCAACCUGAAAAUUGUUAGAAUGUACCAUAAAUUCUAUUAUAUUUUCCUUGAACCAAAGAAAGAUACAUACAUUCUGGUUCUUCACUCAGAAUUAGAUAGAAUCAUUGCGUACUUGUAACCAAAAGGAAACAAUACAUACGUUGAAGAAUAGUGUGGAAAGAAAAUUAUAUUACUUGUGGUACAUUCA